AUGUUUCGUAUCCUGAACUUACAAAGAACACCUAAAAAGCCAGCCGGUCGAAAAGCAGUGUCAGCGAGCAAGCGCGCCGCUGAAGAAGUGCUCGCUCGGCACCACUGGCCUUGGGGGGCCGAGCUACAGGACCGAGCAGGGACCGCCGGGGGAGCCAAGCUGGAGCCGAGCGAGGCGCUGGAGUGGGCGGGCCCGGAGGCUGGGCCUGCGCCGGGGCUGGGGCUGGGGCUGGGGUCGCGGCCGCGCCCGGGGCUCGGCCUGUCGCCGGCGCUGCUCACCCCCAGCACCGCCACUACGCUCUCCGUGGUGCGCAUCGCGCUCUCCUACGGCGCGGGCUUCGGCUUCGUCUUCAUGCUGCACUCGGCCGUCAUGAUCCACCGCCCGGACAUCGUCGACGGGCCGAACCGCGUCAGGGACACGCCCAUCAGUGAAAUGCGCGCAGAGUACGACUUCGUCAUUGUCGGUGGAGGUUCCGCAGGGUGCGUGCUGGCGAACCGGCUGAGCGAGGAGGGCAACUGGAGCGUGCUGCUGCUGGAGGCGGGCGGCGACGAGACCGUGCUCUCCGACCUGCCGCUGCUCUUCCCGUCGCUGCAGCUCACGCCACUCGACUGGCAGUUCAAGACGGAGCCCUCUGACAGCUACUGCCUCGCCAUGAACGGCCAGCGCUGCAACUGGCCGCGCGGACGCGCGCUCGGCGGCUCCAGCACCAUCAACGCGAUGCUGUACGUGCGCGGCAACCGCCGCGACUACGACCAAUGGGCGGAGCUGGGCAACCCGGGCUGGAGCUACGAAGAGGUGCUGCCCUACUUCAAGAAGUCUGAGGACAUGACGAUAGCGGAGUUCUAUGACCCCAGGUUCCACGCGAGGGGAGGCCCGCUCACAGUGGAGGAGUACGGCUACCACUCGCAGUUGACCGAGACGUUCAUGGAGGCUGUGCGCGAGCUGGGCUACCCGAUCGGAGACUUCAACGGCGCCCGCCAGUCCGUCUUCAUGCGGUCGCACGGCACGCUGCGCAACGGCCUCCGCUGCUCCACCGCCAAGGCCUUCCUCCGCCCCGCCGCCCGCCGCCCCAACCUGCAGGUACCAACCCGCGCUACGGCUCCGGUGGACUAG
This is a messenger RNA of Gryllus bimaculatus (two-spotted cricket), 1113 nucleotides long. Lineage: Eukaryota; Metazoa; Arthropoda; Insecta; Orthoptera; Gryllidae. The record is from the annotation of a GenBank genome assembly.